Molecule: messenger RNA, 1002 nt
Organism: Verticillium alfalfae VaMs.102
Lineage: Eukaryota; Fungi; Ascomycota; Sordariomycetes; Glomerellales; Plectosphaerellaceae
Exons: 3
Coding region: 1-1002 (333 amino acids)
Source: RefSeq, a predicted model, not a curated record
AUGCACCAGCAAGUCAUCACUAUUUUCGGGGCCACUGGCCUCCAGGGAGGAAGUGUUAUCAAAACUUUCCUUGGGGACCGCAAGCUGAAAGGGUGGCUCAUUCGUGGUGUCACUCGCAACGCGUCUUCCGAAAAGGCCCGGGACCUUGCGGCCAAAGGCGUUGAGGUCGUUGAGGCCAAUCUGAACGACCGAGUUUCUGUUCUUAAAGCCGUACAAGGGUCGACAGUUGUUUACGGGGUCACGAAUUAUUGGGAGAGCUUGGACAAGAAUCUUGAGGUUCAGCAAGGGAAGAAUAUUGCCGAUGCAGCAAAGGAAGCUCAAGUUCAGCAUUACAUUUGGAGCUCAUUGCCCAACAUCACCAAGCGUAAGCAUAUUGCCAUCGGACCUUUCGCACGGGAAUACUCACAUGGCUUUGCAGUAUCGGGCGGUGUCCUGUCUUGUGUUUAUCAUUUCGACAGCAAAGCAGAGGUUGAGAGCUACGUCCGGUCGCUCGACAUUCCCGCAUCAUUCUUCAUGCCUGGACUUUACGCAUCAAAUUUGACCACCAAUCUGAUAAAAAAGACACCUCUUGAAGACGGAUGGAGAUUCUUCCUUCCCGCACCUUCGACUGCCGAAAUCCCCUUCUUCGACGUCAACGACACAGGCAAAUUCGUCAAAGGUAUGAUCCUGAACCGAGAGCAAGUUCUGGGCAAGCAAAUCCUUGGUGCCUCAAAUUAUAUGACGCCGGCUGAGGCCAUCGAAACAUUCAAAAGCCUGUUUCCCAAAGCAGGCGAGAAUGUCGCAUUUGUUGAGAUGACACAUGAUGCCUACAGGGGAGUCUUAACAAGCCAAGGCCUCCCAGCCUUUGCAGCAGAGGAGUUGUUACAGAAUCUGCGACUCCUGGCUGAGUUUGGCUAUUACGGCAGGGCAAAAUUAGACGAGUCGCAUGCUAUUCUGGAUGAUGAGCUGAUGACCUGGACACAGUUCGCGAGGUGUGCAAAAGAGUUUGAGGGUCUGGAGUAA